Messenger RNA from Chara braunii, 1929 nucleotides. The record is from the annotation of a GenBank genome assembly. NCBI's taxonomy places the organism in Eukaryota, Viridiplantae, Streptophyta, Charophyceae, Charales, Characeae.
AGGCGCAAAAAUAGAAAACAGAAACAACGACAGAGCGGGGAAAAGGGAAAAAGAGAAAAGAGUUCUUUCGGAUAGAAGGCGGGUGAAGAACAGAAUGUUUGGUGCGCGGGAAGAGGAGGAGGAGGAGGGGGAGGAGGAGGAGGAAGAGGCGGAGGAAGCCGAGAGCCAGGCCAGCCAUUCAUGGCUAGGCAGACAGCGACGGCGGAGUCUUGUUCUUCGGGAUGUCAUUACUUCGUCCCUUAUGGCUGUGGGCGCCAUUGUGGGUCAACAAAGGAGAAGAAGAAGCUCUGUUUGUUUAGACCGUCCUCCCGCUGGCUAUGGCGAUCCAAUGAACGGUCAGCGGAGUUGGGUGUUUGUCCACCGGCCUUCUUCUGUCUCAUCAGCUAUGGCGAGUCGCUUCUCCCUCCUCCUGCUCUUCUUCCUCUUCUUCUCCCUGUCGUUCGUUAUCACCUUCUAUUUCCAUAACCCUCCUGUCGUUCUCGACUUCCUUAGUCUCCCUGCUAUAGAUAGGCAUCUGUCAUCUUCCAUUCCCAGCAGGGGGAGCAGGAUGGCCGUGGUCACACACACGCCAUCUCCGCCAUCUCCAGUAUCGACCUCGGCGGCAUUGCCGGCAGCCUGCGGUGGAUAUCACUCUGGUCCAGCUGUCAGUGCACCCAAUUUCAAUUUCACCGAUCGCGAGAAAUUGUAUAAUGAAAUGGGUUCUAAUCUGGAGAGAAGGGGCCCAUUGUUUCUGACAACCGGCGAGACGACACAAUCACUGAAGAUCAGCGACCUCUUUGUCAUCAUCCAAAGCAAUGGCUCUGUAAGGCCGAUUCCAAAGCCAUUGAUGCAUCCAGUUAGGGCGACUUUGCUAUACAUUGAGCCUGCAGUUGGCAUUACGAUAUGGCGAGUGGUCAAGCAGGUAAUUGCCGAGUACUUUCCACAAGGAGGAGUUUGGUAUCAAGAUCCCCAGAUGUUCCACGUGUCUCUCUAUCAUGCAUCCAACCACAUCGACACUGUUCCCGCCACGACCUCAGAGAUUGACGAAGAAACCAACGCCGUUGCACGAGUGGCCAGAACCAGCUGCCCUGUUGUUAUCGCAUUGGACCGGGUUAUCGUAACUUCAACUGGUGCUGUUAUUGGCUGCUGGCAGCUGUUGGAUGGCACAGAGCCAGCACAACUCCGCAAACGCCUGAGGUCUGGUCUGCCACGAUCUCCCCAGAAACAGAUGAAUAAUCAGGUUCUCAUUCAUACUUCAUUUGCCCGGUUACUCGUUGCCCCUACGAGUCCCAACCCAGUACUGCAGGGCCAAGCUGAAGCCCAAGAGAGUCAUCCGACGAAAUUGCUGCUGCGUAUGGCGAGGGAGCUGAGCAAGAGGCUGUGCAGAUUGAGGGCAAAUCUAAGCGAACUCUGGUACGUUGAGGAGUUGGAUAUGCUGGCACUGGCCUUGAGGGGUAACAUGAGGCAACGGAAAUUUCCACUUUCUUGUGAGAUUGCCCUAGAAGAGGGGUAAAAAGACUCUGCGAAGGCCUCUGCAAGAUGCUCUUCAGUAACAGCCUUCACAGUCUGUGUUUACCGAGAAGGAUCUCGCAGAGGCCUUCACAGACUGUUUUUACCCCUCUAGGGUAAUCUCACAUGAAAGUGGAAAUUUCCUUUCUGAUGAUCUAGGAUGGGAUGCGAUAACAUCUAUAUCGGACACCCACAGAUGACUUGCAGAGCCAGCAUAUCCAACCACAAGCCGUCUGUGGAGGUCGGAUAGAUGUCAGAAGACUUGGGAAAAAACAGCGCAAGCAGAUCGGUUAAUUUACGCUCACUGGUUUACUGCCACCGGGUGUGGCAGGGAAAUCAGAAAGGGGCCUGCGUGGUAGCAGAGGCCAUCAGAUCGAUGAUCUUUUCGAACGCAAAUAGAGUCGGCAAAACUCUAUUUCUAGAUAAACUGUUCCUUUGCCU